Saxophila tyrrhenica is the source of this 1563-nucleotide messenger RNA. RefSeq lists its product as uncharacterized. The coding region runs from base 1 to 1563 and encodes 520 amino acids. The record is from RefSeq and is a predicted model, not a curated record. NCBI's taxonomy places the organism in Eukaryota, Fungi, Ascomycota, Dothideomycetes, Mycosphaerellales, Extremaceae. The transcript has a single exon.
AUGAAGCUCUCAAAAGCAAAAUCAAUUUUCACGAGACGUUCUCGCCGCGAUGAGAGACAACCAACAGCAACGACUGAUUCCCAGCUGGAUCCGACGACACCCAGGACUCUUGAGGGCAUCUACCAGCCAUUGGAUGCAACAAAGCGAGAAAUCCGCCUGAUGCGCAUGGUACCUGACCUCGAAGGUAUCCAAUGCGAACUGCGAGCGUUUUCGCUCAAUGACAAGCCAGUCUUCACCGCUCUGUCAUACUGCUGGACCAAGGAGCCUCCCACCGAGACGAUUGUGCUGCAAGGGAAGCCCUUCCCUGUAAGGCCGAAUUUGUACAACUACCUCCACGCAAGAGCGCAGGAAGGGGACGCUUCCGAGUGGAUCUUCAUCGACGCCCUUUGCAUCAAUCAAGAGAACGUCGGUGAAAGAAGCGAACAAGUGGCGUUGAUGGGUGAUGUGUAUCGGGGCGCGAAAGAAGUUGUUGCAUGGCUUGGGAACGAGGCUUCUAUGACCGAGGAAGAGCUACUCACAUGGCUGGAAUGGUGCGACCUCUCGGCGGAUGCGAAGCAGAAAAGCCGUAGUCCAGGUGACGUGCGGCUUCUAGGCUCCAAGUUCUUCGAGACUUUCGCCCCUCCGGCAUUCUGGCUCCGGGUUUGGAUUGUGCAGGAGAUUGUCCUGGCUCGGCGCCUGCUGUUUCGAUGCGCGAGCCUAUUCCUUCGAGCAGAGCAGCUGCUUCAAGGCUUGAGAAGACAUCGCCGGGUCAUAUAUGGGUCCGACGAGGCUGAAGAUUUCCUGGAAACCCCGAGAUGUUUGUACGGAGAGGAGGACUCGUGCGGCAUGAUAUUACUCAUCCAGGUGCCCAGUAUUCUGACCAUAAGGGAGAGAGCAAGAACCCACCCUAUGAUGCUCGGCGAGGCUGUGUACCUGUUCGCUUCGCAGGGGUGCAGCGAACAAUACGACUGCGUAUUCGGCCUCUUAGGCAUGUGCUACACUGGGAUACAUCCUGAUUACUCAAAGCCAAAACUGGAAGUAUUUCUCCCCGUCCUCUCGGAAAGCUACAUCGGAAUGGACUCAUUGAGAACUUCCAGUAAACUAUUGACCGAAUGGCGGCUGCAUUCCGGUCACAUACUGUGGUCUGCUGAAGUUCUGCUACAGGCGCUGGAGCUUCACCCAAAGCACCCUCUCGUUGCACUGAUCUUGAUAGAGAGCGUCAAGUGGUCGAACGGAUUCGAUUUUGGAGGCACAUUCUGGUACAGGUCAAUACUGUCCAUUUAUUAUGAACAAAAAGGCCCUUCCAAUGCGCCGAUGCACCGCAUACUCCGUUUGUAUGGCUGGACAUUGUCCCACGCGGUGAUGCUGGGACUCCAGGUCUACAGGCUGCGGAACAGCGUUCUCCACCACCCCGACAAAGCUCCGGAAGCAAGAACUUAUAGUGAAUGGGUGGAGCACAUCCGCGAAGUACAUUGGGCCACGGAAAAUGUAUGCGCGGACAUUUGCAAGACGUUAGCAGAGGAAGAGGACAACCUGGUUGAACAAAUUGGAAGGGAAGGACGGGUGGGGACGAUUGGCCCUUGA